Lodderomyces parapsilosis is the source of this 3390-nucleotide messenger RNA. RefSeq lists its product as uncharacterized. The record is from RefSeq and is a predicted model, not a curated record. Gene Ontology annotation, cellular component: RNA polymerase I upstream activating factor complex. Gene Ontology annotation, molecular function: rDNA binding; RNA polymerase I general transcription initiation factor activity. The coding region runs from base 1 to 3390 and encodes 1129 amino acids. Gene Ontology annotation, biological process: transcription initiation at RNA polymerase I promoter; nucleolar large rRNA transcription by RNA polymerase I. Lineage: Eukaryota; Fungi; Ascomycota; Pichiomycetes; Serinales; Debaryomycetaceae. The transcript has a single exon.
AUGCGCAUCACAAAAGUCAACCAAAUUUUUUCUUUACUGAAUCAUCACCAGUUAUCUUGCACGCAACAACCAUCCACAGAUGUUCUUAUGAUAAAUUUCCACUCGCCCUACUCCAUAGCUGGUGACAAACAGUUGCGUAUAGAAUCCUCGACAAAGACUGGUAAUGAUAUCACCACCGAGCAUUCUCAUAGUUUAGACAAAUCCUAUACAAAGGAUCGAUUGUGGUCGCAUACAGUUUAUCGAGGGAAAGAAGCAAAGGCAAAUACAGCGAGUCUGUGGAAUAAACGUCUUCGGAAACCGAAUUCUCAGGAGGGAGAGUUCCUGUAUGACGAAAAAUCUGACAUUGAUAUUCUUGAUCUUCAAGAUUUCGAUGAUAGUGAUGAUAGUGAUGAUAGUGAUGAUAGUGAUGAUAAUAAAGAUAGGGAUGCUAGUGAUGAACCACAGAACUGUCCCGACCUGCUUUUCACAUCGGGCGAAGCACCCAGGCAUCAAGAAGAAGCCAAUUCAAAAACAAGUACCGAUAAGCAACUGAUAUCUACCGCAAAUCAACACUUAUUCGAGGAAACAUCAGACCUGUCUCUUGAACCAAUUGACGAUAUCUAUCUCACCAAAGCAGAACGAGAGAAAAUGGAUAAAAUACGAAAAGAACGAGAACAACGAAGGAAGAAGAGAGGUGAGAUGGGAAAACCAAGUAAAGGAGAUGGAGAACAACGCAAACAACGUGAAACGAAACGACUAUCGCGUAAAGAGUUGAAGGAAUCUCAGAGAGCGGAACAGACGAAACGAAGGAUGAAGAAAACCAAAGCUAAGGAGAGAGAUUUAAAAAGAGCAAAGCUUGAAACACGUCGACGAGAGCAAUUGGACACUAGAUUGAAAAAAAGAGUUGUUCAACUCGAACUGUACUUGGAAAAGGCACACUUUUCAAAACGAAUUGAUCUUGAUGCUAUUACUCUAGAAUUGGAGGAGUGGAAACUGGAAUUGGCUAAGCCAAAAGAAGAGCGCAUAACUUUGAAGGAGUUUAAACAAAAACUGCAGCGGAAACUCAACUCAAGAAGCAACAAUCAGGAGAAGGAUGGACUUGUUUCAUCGGAAAUUGAUCUGUUUGAUAAUAACAAGGAGCCAAUAGGAGACACCUUUUUAUUUGAAAAAAAGCGUAAACAAUUAGCAGAAUUUGAAGAGCAGCGUCAACUAAAACGAGCCAAGAGGGAAGCAAGCUCAAUUUCGAAGGCUCAAAAAAAAUUUCAGAGAAACCAUGCAAAAGAAGUUGAGCGUCGACAGAGGAGAAUCAAAGUACUUGAAAAGAUGUUUUCAAACCUACGAUCACAAUAUCGACCCAAGAUGCAGCAGCUUUGGGAUGAGCUAUAUCAUUUGAAACAACAAGAGCAAGAGAGAAUCAUCAAAGAAUAUAAUAAAAAUGAGGACGGGGGCGCCCAGAUGCUGCUCUUACCAGUUUACAGCCCUCUACAUCAAGAAUUGCACAAUCGAGAGCUUGACAAAAUGCGCAAGGAGAUUGAAAAUAUACAACAACGACUAGCUAACCCCAGAGCAAGGUACGAUAUCCCGGCAUUGCAACAAAGAGUGAAACGAUUGCAGAGUGAGUAUGAAGCAGCCGUGGGAUAUCACUAUCGAAACCAAUUUGAGAAAAGCACUCUUGUAAAUGAGCGUGUGCAUAGUGUAUUACCUAAUACAACUGGUGCUUCAGUUACGGUUUCGACGCAACCUGCUACUGAAAUUAUUGUUUCACCAGAGCCGCCACCAAGACCAACUCCUUCUAAUGAUGAAAAAAGCUACCGUGUGCUCACCAAAGAGCGACCAUUCCGUCGUCCAAACAUCAACUAUAUCAAAUUUUACAAUCGACAAGUUCAAGAGACUCUAGACCCUGGGAUAUGUAUCCCGGAUUUGCCAUUUUCAUCACUGAAGAUCAACUAUGAUGGAACAUACCCCAAUGAAGUGAAAUACCCAGGUCAGAUAUGGUCAAGCAAGGACAAAGAGUUAUUCUUUACGUUACUUGCACGAUAUUCAAUCCAUCAAUUAGACAUGAUUGGCUUACACAUGGGAAAAUCUGAAUUGGAAAUAUUGACAUAUUAUAAUCUAUUGAAGGGGGAGUUACGAAAGUUGAAAAGAUGCACAAGGAGUCCUGAACAAGGGUCUGAAUUUUUGACAAAUCAGGAUUACAGGUUGGUCAAGUAUGAGGAAAUUCCUGCGGCGUAUGAGAUGCUGAAGUACUUUACCAAGCUUGAAGAUGAGCAAAGUUUAUUGAUUGAUGCAGAGAUGGCGUCUGAUAGUGCAUUUGAUGAAGGUACCAAUAAUGAUGAUGUUGUUGCGGAAGAUGCAAGUUCAUUCAUCAAUGUUGCUCGUUUGUCUUAUUUGUUUGGUAUGAUUUGUGACAAAGAAGUUUGUCGAGUUAUGGAAGAUCUAGUAAAGCAGGUGACCAAGAAUAUAUUGAUAAACAUCAUCAACACCAAGACAAAGAAGAAACUGGAGAACGGGGAUACAGAUGCUUCUACAGUUACGAUACACCCGAGGAACAUCAAAUGGAGUUUGAGCAAUUUGGGGUACUCUAACCCCAACAAGAUCUUCAAUGUUGAUAAUCCAUUGAUCAAAAAAGCCUUCACAAGGAAGAAUGAUCAGCGUCGUUGGUUCGGCACUCUUCAUUAUAUUGUAUCAGCACCUGCAUUUGGUAAUUUAGUGCCAGUACCUCGCAAGCAGACGAUCCCCACAAUUCACAAUCUACAUCAAUUUCAAAACAGACUGCACCAAAGCUCCAAUGAAAUGGAUCUAGAUGAAGAAGAUGAGGAACAGUUUAAGUUGUUUCAAUUGGAAACUAAAGCGGUUGAUGAUUGUGAUUUGUUGGAACUGCGAAUGUAUGAACAUGCGUUAUUGAUGAUGAUGCUUGAUGGAAAGACUGACGUAAGUGCUGGUGAUGUGAAACGGUUGAAUCGAUGGGAUAGGGAAUUGAACUUGGAGGUGAAGGCGAGCCGGAAAGUACAAAGUGGCGGUAAGGCAAAUGAUAGGGAGAAGGGUGAUGAUAAUGAUGAUAAUGAUGAAAACAACCACAAGGAUGAUGUUAGUGAUGGCGAAAAUAUCGAUCAUGAAAUUAAAGAUGCGUUGAAGGCGUAUUCUCGACAAUUUCCAGAUUACAACUAUUCCAACGAGCAACAAUCCAUGACAAGGAAAGCAAUGGAAGAAGUUGACGAGGAUGGCCUGUCUGUAAGUUGUAGUGGAUCAGACGAUGAAGACAAUGACAACUCUUCAAAUGACGGUAGUAAUCACAGGGGAUUCUCAAUGGAAAUAGACAAUGACGGCAUACAAUCUGGGGAAGAUUAUAUUGACGAUACUGCUGACUCCACGGGGCCAUUUGAUGAAUUUUUCAUUAGAAAUUACGAAUAG